AACAGACCCAGGAAGCUCUUUUCGCAGAAAACGAAACUCAGAAAUUUUCCUUUCUGAGUGAGUGUGUGAGUGCAAGAAAAUGGCAGAAGCCAGUAUUUCAGUAGAUCAGGAUCGGUUCAUCUGUCCAGUGUGUCUGGAUCGUCUGAAGGAUCCAGUGACUACAACCUGUGGCCACAAUUUCUGUAAGGUGUGUAUUAAUGGCUUCUGGGAUAAAGAGGAUCUGAAGGGCGUCUACAGCUGUCCCCAGUGUAGAGAGACUUUCACUCCAAGGCCUGUUCUACGCAGGAACAACAUGCUGGCUGAAAUGGUGGAAAAACAAAAUAAGACUGAACUCCAAGCUGCUUCUCCUGCUCACUGUUACACUGGACCUAAAGAUGUGGAGUGUGAUUCCUGCACUGGGAGAAAACGUAAAGCCAUUCAUUCCUGUAUGGAGUGUCGGGCCUCCUAUUGUGAAGAUCAUCUUAAACCUCACUUAGAGGGUCCUGCCUUUAAGAAGCACAAGUUAGUUGAACCCCGUGCAGAGCUCCAGGAGAAGAUCUGCUCUCAGCACGACAAACCGAUCGAGAUCUACUGUCGUACUGACCAAAGCUUCAUCUGUUACUUGUGUACGAUGGAUGAACAUAAAGGUCAUGAUGCAGUUUCAACUAAAGCAGAAAGAACUGAAAAACAGAAUGAGGUAAAGGAGAAGCAGAUGAAAUCCCAGCAGAGGAUCCAGGAGAAGCAGAAGAAGGUGCAGGAGCUGAAACAGACUGUGGACACUAUUAAGAGGCGUUCACAGUCAGCAGUAGAUGAGAGUGAGAAGACCUUUACUGAGCUGAUCAGUUCCAUGGAGGAAAAGCGCUUGGCGGUGAAGGAGCUGAUCAGAGCUCAGGAGAAAGCUGAACUGAGUCAAGCUGAACGACUCCUGAAGCAACUGGAGCAGGAGAUUGCUGAUCUUAAGAGGAGAGUCACUGAGCUGGAGCAGCUUUCACACACACACGAUCACAUCCACUUCCUCCAGAGAUUCCCGUCUCUCUGUGCUUCUCCUCAAAAUGAGGCCUCACCCAGCAUCAUCGUCAAUCAACAUCUCUCAUUUGAUGGAGUGAGGAAAUCUCUCUCAGAUCUGAAAAAACGAGUGGAGGAAAUCUGUGAGGAGGAAUUCAACAAAAUCUGUCCACAAGCUGCAGCACUUCAGAUAUUACCUUCACAGCAGAAAAGCAGAAAGGAUUUUCUGCAGUAUUUCUGUUAUCUGACUCUGGAUCCCAACACAGUACAUCCUUCCCUUAUUCUGUCUGAGAAAAACAGAGCGGUGACACGCAGUAGGACACAACAGCAAUGCCCUGAUCAUCCUGAGAGAUUUGACUACUGGCCUCAGGUGUUGUGUAAGGAGAGUGUGUGUGGACACUGUUACUUGGAGGUGGAGUGGAGCGGUAAUGUGUCCAUAUCAGUCUCAUAUAAAGAGCUCAGCAGGAAAGGGCAGGGUAAUGAGUGUGUAUUUGGGUACAACAGUCAGUCCUGGAGUCUGGUGUGUUCUCCUUCCUCUGUCUGUUUCCGGCACAACAACAUUAAAACUGUACUCCCACAUCCAGCAUCCUCCAGAAUAGGAGUGUAUGUGGAUCACAUUGUAGGAACUCUGUCCUUCUACAGCAUCUCUGGCACGAUGAGGCUCCUCCACAGAGUCCACACCACAUUCUCUCAGUCUCUAUAUGCUGGGUUCUGUGUAGGUACUAACUCAGCUGUGAGGUUGUGUGUUCCAAAAUGAAAUGUUAGUAAAAGAGUUUAACUGAGGUGAGAGAUUUAUUUUCACCCCGAGCUACAAUGCCACUUUAUAAACACUAAUUAAAUAUUGUUAUUCUACCUUUUCUUCUUUUUCUGGCAGCCCAUAGAACCGUAUGGUAAAAUGUAAAAUUCUGGACACUGAUUGGGGAGGGUCUAAGGAACGUUCUGGCCAAAUGCUGCACCACUGUCAUGUCAGAUUUGGGCCUAAUAUGGAAGUAUGUUUAUGGUCAUAACUUUUGAACCGUGUGUCCUAAAUUUAAAAGCCUGGGUUGACACGAGUUUAAUGUACCCUAUGACUUUCCACCUAAUUAGAAUUUAUGCCAUCUUUGAAAAACGUUUGUUUUUUUUGCUACUCCUCCUACACAUUUUGUACAAUCAUCACCAAAUUUCGCAGACAUCAUCUUCAGAGUAAGCCUCACAAAAGUUAUUAAAACAAUCUUGAAUACUCCAAACCAUUUGUCCAUAAAGGGCCAGCCAAUCUGACAGCGAAGCUGGCAAUUUUUUAAUAAAAACAACAAACAAACACAAUACAAAUGCUGCCCAUUUAUUCAUCUAGAGCUUUCCUCCUACAAUCACAGAAUUCCACCAUACACGUCAUCAGUGAAACUACAAAUCGCUCUUGAAUCCCUUUGCCUAAAGUUAUGGCUCUGUUUUCCUGUGAUAGCUUAGCCAACAAUUGUAGUAGGUCUGUGAAUGUCCGGCUCACCGAGUCUGGGUGCUUGGCCCCUGAAAAUGCUGCUUGCAGCUUUUAUUAUUAUUAUUAUUACUACUCAACUGCAUAUUUUCUAUUGAUUAAUAAAUUACAUAAAUAAUAUCUUAUUGCAGACUGCAGAAUGUUUCUAGAAAAAAAAUGUUAUCAAACAAACUAUUUAACUGUAUGCAUGGUUAGCAAAUGUAUUAUACUGGUAUGAAAAAUUUCUAAUGUCUCAAAAAUUCCGUUUUGGCUUUGGCAAAGACGGUUUCUUUUGUAAUAAUAAACUUUACU
Messenger RNA from Ictalurus furcatus (blue catfish), 2743 nucleotides. RefSeq names its product E3 ubiquitin/ISG15 ligase TRIM25-like. NCBI's taxonomy places the organism in Eukaryota, Metazoa, Chordata, Actinopteri, Siluriformes, Ictaluridae. The record is from RefSeq and is a predicted model, not a curated record. Gene Ontology annotation, molecular function: protein binding; zinc ion binding. The transcript is spliced from 6 exons. The coding region runs from base 80 to 1741 and encodes 553 amino acids.